Molecule: messenger RNA, 2175 nt
Organism: Indicator indicator
Lineage: Eukaryota; Metazoa; Chordata; Aves; Piciformes; Indicatoridae
Gene: EHHADH
Product: enoyl-CoA hydratase and 3-hydroxyacyl CoA dehydrogenase
Exons: 7
Coding region: 1-2175 (724 amino acids)
Biological process (GO): fatty acid beta-oxidation
Cellular component (GO): peroxisome
Molecular function (GO): NAD+ binding; (3S)-3-hydroxyacyl-CoA dehydrogenase (NAD+) activity
Source: RefSeq, a predicted model, not a curated record
AUGGCGCUGCAGGCGAGGGGGGCCGUGGCCAUCAUCCGGCUUUGCAACCCGCCGGUCAACGCGCUGAGCUUGGCAGUUGUCCGGGCAUUAGAGGAUGGACUGAAGAGAGCAGAUGAAGAUCCCUCAGUGAAAGCUGUUAUGAUUUGUGGUGACAAUGGGCACUUCAGUGGAGGAGCUGACAUUAAGGGAUUUUCAUCUUCCAAGGGACAGGGCAUUGGCUUGGGCCCCAUCGUCUCCCUCAUAGAAAGCAGCAGGAAGCCUGUGGUGGCUGCCAUUGAGGGCUAUGCCUUGGGGGGAGGCCUGGAGGUGGCACUUGGCUGCCACUAUCGGAUUGCACACAGGAAGGCACGGAUGGGUUUGCCAGAGGUCACCAUUGGGUUACUUCCAGGUGCUGAAGGCACUCAGCGCCUGCCCAGGCUGAUUGGGGUCCCAGCUGCUCUGGACAUGAUCACAACAGGAAAACACAUUCCAGCAGCUGAAGCUCUGAAGCUGGGCUUGGUUGAUGACAUUGUGGAAGAAAACACAACUGAGGCAGCAAUUCACAUGGCAAACAAAGUGAUUGGACAGCCACUGGGACCCCGCAGGCUCAGCCUGAAGCCGGUUCCAGAACUGCCCAACAUGGAAGCAUUUCUCAGCGAGGCCCUGGUAAAGGUGAAGAAGCAGGCCCGCGGGUCCCUGGCCCCGGAGCUGUGCUUCCAGGCGGUCAGAGCCAGCACCGAGCAGCCCUUCGCAGCCGGCGUGCGGCGGGAGCGGGAGCUGUUCGGGGUGCUGCUGGCCUCGGGCCAGGCCCAGGCGCUGAAGUACCUCUUCUUUGCGGAGAGAGCCGUGCACAGGUGGGCAACAGCCACGGGAGCUUCCUGGCAGCACGCUGCCCCCCAGCCCAUCCGCACCGCCGCUGUCAUAGGGCUGGGAACCAUGGGCCGAGGCAUUGUCACAUCUCUGGUUAAGGCCAAGAUCCCUGUGGUGGCCCUGGAGCAGGACCAGGAGUAUCUGAACACAGGAAGGAAAGCUGUGAUGGCCCUUUUGGAACGUGAGGCUAUGAAAAUGGAGCAGGGUACCCAGGGCCUGGAUUUCCACGACCCUUCCCGUCUGCAGUUCAGUGUGGACUUCGCUGCGCUGGGUGAUGUAGAUCUGGUCAUCGAGGCUGUGUUUGAGGACAUGCAGCUGAAGAAGGAAAUAUUCCGCAAGCUGUCCCAGGUCUGCAAGCCUGAGGCUCUGCUGUGCACCAACACCUCAGCCCUGAACGUCGACGAGAUAGCCUCUGCCACCAGCUGCCCGCAGCAGGUCGUUGGCACCCACUUCUUCUCCCCUGCCCACGUCAUGAGGCUGGUGGAGAUCAUCUACGGGCGGCACACGUCCCCUGGUGCCAUCGCCACUGCCAUGCAGCUGGCCAAGGCGCUGCGCAAGGUGGGGGUGGUGGUGGGGAACUGCUUCGGGUUCGUGGGGAACAGGAUGAUGUUCCCCUAUGUGCAGCAGGCACUCUUCCUUCUGGAGGAGGGCAGCAGGCCAGAGGCAGUGGAUCAGGCUCUGGAAGAUUUUGGAUUUAAGAUAGGACCCUUCCGGAUGUCCGACCUGGCAGGGCUGGACGUGGGCUGGAGGUCUCGGAAGGGCCAGGGCCUGACGGGGCCCUCGCUCCCCGCAGGGACCCCCCCGCGGCAGCGCCAUGGCCAGCGCUACAGCCCCCUGCCAGACCUGCUGUGCGAGCGUGGCCGCUUCGGCCAGAAGGCUGGCAGGGGCUGGUACCUGUACGAGAGGGCCGGGGGCAGGACAGCCAGCCCGGACCCCUGGCUACACAGCUUCUUGAGCCAGUACAGGGACACGCACGGCCUCCAGCCCCGCUCCAUCCAGCAGGAGGAGAUCCUGGAGCGCUGCCUGUUCGCCCUCAUCAACGAGGGCUUUGCCGUGCUGGCCGAGGGCAUCGCGGCCGGCCCGGAACACCUGGAUGUUAUCUACGCCAACGGCUACGGCUGGCCGAGGCACAGGGGGGGGCCCAUGUUCUACGCCUCCACCGUAGGGCUCCCGCGGGUGCUGGACAAGCUCCAAAAGUAUUCCGAGGCUCACCCUGACGUCCCCGGGCUGCGGCCCCACGCCCUGCUGCAGAGGCUGGUGGCCGCAGGCAGCCCUCCCCUCAAGGAGUGGAUGUCCUGCCUCGGCCAGAGCAGCAGCAAGCUGUGA